Messenger RNA from Phalacrocorax carbo (great cormorant), 1559 nucleotides. The record is from RefSeq and is a predicted model, not a curated record. Lineage: Eukaryota; Metazoa; Chordata; Aves; Suliformes; Phalacrocoracidae.
AUGGAGAUUUCUUCCCACCAGUUUCACCUCCUCGAGCAGCUGAACGAACAGCGGAAGCAAGACUUGUUCUGUGACUGCAACAUCCUGGUUGAGGGAAAGGUCUUUAAAGCGCAUCGCAAUGUGCUCUUCGCCAGCAGCGGCUAUUUCAAAAUGCUGCUUUCGCAGAGCUCAAAGGAGACGAGUCAGCCGACAACGGCUACUUUUGAGGUUUUCUCUCCAGAGACAUUUAUGGUUAUCCUGGACUUUGUGUAUUCGGGCAUAUUGUCUUUAACCGGUCAAAAUGUGAUCGAAGUCAUGUCAGCUGCGAGCUAUCUGCAGAUGACAGAUAUUCUUAAUGUCUGUAAGACGUUCAUUAAGUCCUCACUGGAUAUUAAUGAAAAGGAAAAGGAUCAUUACCUCGGCCUGUCAGCCAAAAGUACCAACAGCGAACCUGCCCAUCCAUCUCUUUAUCGCUCAAGAAGGAAAGCGAAGAGCAACCCCAGGCGUUCCUGUUCAGUCCCGGACGAAAAGACUAAUACGGUGAAUGAAAACUCGUGGAGCGGUUACAGCAGCUAUCUGCCCUCAGAGGUGAAUCUGCAGCGGGCGGAAAUGCAGCUGUCAAAGAGAGGCAGAAAACAGGGCUCGGCAAGAAAGCGCCGAAAGCUCCUGGGACUGUCACAGAGCCGUGACAAAGCUGAGCGGGCCGGCGGAGGAUGCAGCGCGUCAGACUCCAGCCACAUCUCCCGGGUUAGAGACGAGGCUGAAUUUGACGCCGAGAACGAUGUGGAUCACAGUGACUGCGGGUAUAAUCAGCAGGCAGAAGCGAUACCAAAGAGGUGGUCUGUGGCUCAGCUAGAGCAAGAACUUUCAAGAACUCCUGAGCUCAUGGAGUUAAAAGCAGAGGAACUGUACACCUCAAUGCCUACCAUUUUAGGUGUAAUGAGUAGUUGGAACGAAGAUGACUUGCCUCGGAUGCGAUUCAAAUGCCCCCUCUGUACGCACACGGUGAAACGACGCGCAGACCUGAAGCGACAUCUUCGGUGUCACACAGGGGAGCGACCGUACCCCUGCGACGCUUGUGGGAAGAGGUUCACCCGCCUAGAGCAUUUACGCAGCCACUUCCAAACGAUACAUCAAGCUGGCAAACUGAUCUGCAGAAAAUGCAAGCGUCAUGUAACUGACCUAACAGGGUGUGUUGUUCAGCAAGGAACACGACGCUACAGACUGUGCCACAAGUGUCUAGCAGAAACUAAUUUUGACAGCAUCCCUGACGAUUUAGAGCCAGAACAUUCUCCUGUCUCCUCCACGGGAAACAAACGUUCCAAAUGGGCUUUGGAGGAAGAACAGAAAUCAGAUGGAGAGACAAUGGAGGAGGAACCAUAUAAUUUGGUUGUCCAACACGUUAAUGAGGAUAUUCCGGGUGAGGCAGAUGAAAAGGUGAAACCAAAUCUAAGGUAGACUGUUUGUGUAUUUGUUACUGUUGUAUUCAAGAUUAAAUCACUUGUGUCCUGCCAACUAAUGCUGGUUUAUUACUUUAAUGAAAGUAAAAUAUUGCUAGAAUUCUAUUAUGAGAAGCAAAA